Molecule: messenger RNA, 5179 nt
Organism: Coregonus sp. 'balchen'
Lineage: Eukaryota; Metazoa; Chordata; Actinopteri; Salmoniformes; Salmonidae
Source: the annotation of a GenBank genome assembly
AUGGACUGGCACUGGGCAUCGGAGAGGGCCUCAGGGGUGAGAGCAUACACGCAUACAUACAAAAGGAGGCACACACACCCAUACACACACGCUUAACCCAAAGGUAAUGAUCUGAAAUGUGGUGUGCGUGUUCAACUCAGUUUGAUUCACAGGUUCAACAAAGCUCAGUAGCCAUUGCUUCUACAGUUUCCUCAAACUUUCUCUCUCUCUCUCUCUCUCUCUCUCUCUCUCUCUCUCUCUCUCUCUCUGUCUCUCUCUCUCUCCAUCUCUCUCUCUCUCUCUCUCUCUCUCUCUCUCUCUCUCUCAAAAUGGAGCAUAGCAGUCCAGUAUCAUACACAGACACACAUGAUGAAGAUGAAAGUGUACAUACAGUAUACGCGUUUAUGCGCACAUGCACACUCAAGCACACACACACACACACACACACACACACACACUGAUCCUCUCAUUCAUGCACACCUGCGCUGCUUCAUUGUGCUCCUUAGUGUUCACCUCUCUGAUGGUUGCUAUGCUGCUGGUUCAGCUGGUUGCUAUGCUGCUGGAAGGUGGAGGCAGGCAAAGAUGAUGUAAUCUGGACCAAUACUUUUGUCCCUUUCAGAAUCCAAAUCGAUGAUGUCAUAAUUCGGGGGAGCUUCUAGACUCCUGAUCUGCCCCCCAGUGGAUGGAAUACACCAUGCAUGGUGUGAUGAGAUAUUGGCCUUUUCUCAAUUAGAUUUCAUCGACUCCUUUCCUCCCGCCCUCUCCUCCUUUUGAAAACAUCAGAGGGAAGCGAGGGGAGGAGGCAGGGAGGAGGCGAGGAGAGAACGGCUUUUUAAGUAAUUGAGAAAAGUCCAUUGAGGCAGUUUUGCAUUGUGUUUGUCUGUCUACGUGUUCGAAUUCCAAAUGUGUGUUCAUUCUCUCAGAUUCAUGGUAUGGCGCAAUUUUCAUAGGUCUACAUUGAAAUAUAUUUAUAUUCUACAGUAUGUAAAUGUAUGUACGACUGGUACAUGUGUCUGACUCUCUCUCUCUCUCUCUCUCGCGCGCUCUCUCUCUCUCUGUGUGUGUGUGUGUACAUCUAUCUGACUUUCUGUCUCACUCUGUGUCUCAGCCUGGCCAAGGUACUGUUUGCUACGGUAAAUGUCUCUCUCUCUCUCUCUCUCUCUCUCUCUCUCUCUCUCUCUCUCUCUCUCUCUCUCUCUCUCUCUCUCUCUCUCUCUCUCUCUCUCUCUCUCUCUUCCAGCCGGUCCUAGGUACUGUGUGCUAUGGGUGUAUGUAUGUGUACAUCCCAGCAAACUUGGCCCCAUGUGGGUAUUUUGUGGGCAAGGUGGGCAGGGGCUAGCCCACACAGGAUAGCCCACGCCAGCCCACACCAAGCCCAACUUGGGUUAGCCCACACAAAGCCCAGCACGGGCUAGCCCACACCACGCCCAACACAGGCUAUCCCACAUCAAUCCGUAGCCGAUAUGAGUAAGACCUUUAAACAGGUCAACGUUCACAAGGUCGCAGGGCCAGAUGUAUUACCAGGACGUGUACUCCGAGCAUGCGCUGACCAACUGGCAAGUGUCUUCACUGACAUUUUCAACCAGUCCCUGACUGAGUCUGUAAUACCAACAUGUUUCAAGCAGACCACCAUAGUCCCUGUGCCCAAGAACACCAAUGUAACCUGCCUAAAUGACUAACGACCCGUAGCACCCACGUCUGUAGCCAUGAAGUGCUUUGAAAGGCUGGUCAUGGCUCACAUCAACACCAUUAUCCCAGAAACUCUAGACCCACUCCAAUUUGCAUACCGCCCCAACAGAUCCACAGAUGAUGCAAACUCUAUUGCACUCCACACUGCCCUUUCCCACCUGGACAAAAGGAACACCUACGUGAGAAUGCUAUUUAUUGACUACAGCUCAGCGAUCAACCCCAUAGUGCCCUCAAAGCUCAUCACUAAGCUAAGGACCCUGGGACUAAACACCUCCCUCUGCAACUGGAUCCUGGACUUCCUGACAGGCCACCCCCAGGUGGUAUGGGUAGGUAACAACACAUCUGCCACGCUGAUCCUCAACACGGGGGCCCCUCGGGGGUGCGUGCUCAGUCCCAUCCUGUAUUCCCUGUUCACCCAUGACUGCAUGGCCAGGCACGACUCCAACACCAUCAUUAAGUUUGCCGACGACACAACGAUGAGACAGCCUAUAGGGAGGAGGUCAGAGACCUGGCCGUGUGGUGCCAGGAUAACAACAUCUCCCUCAACGUGAUCAAGAAAAAGGAGAUGAUUAUGGACUACAGGAAAAGGAGGACCGAGCACUCCCCCAUUCUCAUUGACGGGGCUGUAGUGGAGCAGGUUGAGAGCUUCAAGUUCCUUGGUGUCCACAUCACCAACAAACGAUCAUGUCCAAACACACCAAGACAGUCGUGAAGAGGGCACGACAAAGCCUAUUCCCCCUCAAGAGACUGAAAAGAUUUGGCAUGGGUCCUCAGAUCCUCAAAAGGUUAUACAGCUGCAACAUCGAAAGCAUCCUGACUGGUUGCAUCACCACCUGGUAUGGCAACUGCUCGGUCUCCGACCGCAAGGCACUACAGAGGGUAGUGCGUACGGCCCAGUACAUCACUGGGGCCAAGCUUCCUGCCAUCCAGGACCUCUAUAAAUGUACAUAUUACCUAAAUUACCUCGAAUAACCUGUGCCCCCGCACAUUGACUCUGUACCGGUACCCCUGUAUAUAGCCUCACUACUGUUAUUUUAUUGUUGCUCUUUAAUUAUUUGUUUUCUUUUCUAUUUUUUUCUUAUUUUAUUCUUUUUUACUUAUCAAUUUUUUACUUCAGUUUAUUUUAGUAAAUACUUUCUUAACACUUAUUUUUCUUAAAAACUGCGUUGUUGGUUAAGGGCUUGUAAGUAAGCAUUUCACUGUAAGGUCUGCACCUGUUGUAGUCGGCGCAUGUGACAAAUACAAUUUGAUUUGAUUUGAUAAUGUAGAGGCCGGGGCUCAUUAGAAUAUUUGCGGGCGUGGUUUGAAAAUACCCCAAUUCAUGUUGUUAAGUUACUGAGAGUGUCGUUCCAGUUUAAGUGUUCUGUUGUGUGAUGUCAACAAAACAUUUAUAUUGUAUACUGCCAAUGAUGAAGUCUGUAAAAAGACUUAGAUAAGUGCAUUUGAUAUAAGAGAAACGUUUAAGUUUCUCUGGUAAAAAUAUGUAUAUGAUAGUAACAACGUUGUUGUCUUUCUGAUACAAUGUAAUGGGCAGCCGAUCUAAAAUGGAGGGCUUAUUUCAGGCGAAGUGAGGGCUGCCCUUGGGGCCAAUGUGGAGCCGAUGAGCAAAGGCACAUUGGCCCAAUUUGGGCAGCCUAUGUGGGGCCAAUACUUUUGCCGGGAUUGGGCCCACAUCAUGCCAUUGUGGACACGUUUGCAGGGAUGUGUCUGACUCUCUCUCUCUCUCUCUCUCUCUCUCUCUCUCUCUCUCUCUCUCUCUCUCUCUCUCUCAGCCUGGCCGAGGUACCGUGUGCUGCGGGUGAUAGACGUGGGCCAGUAUAGCCUGGAGAUCUCUGCGGCAGAGCUGUCCGAUGACUCCCUGUACGAGUGCCAGGCCACAGAGGCUGCCCUGCGCUCCCGGAGAGCCAAACUCACCGUCCUCAGUGAGUAUCUAUCUGUCUGUCAGGAGUGUGUGUGUCCAGUGCAGAGUGUGUGUGUCCAGAGCAGUGUGUGACUGUGUGUGUGUCCAGUGCAGUGUGUAUACAGCAGAGAUUGUUUGCGGAGCUGGAGCGGAGCGAGGAGCUGAGCGUGCCCAAUUUGACUGGAGCGCGGAGCGAGAUUCCCAAAGGCUGGAGCGUCGGCUUUCUCGCCCGCUCCAAUUUCGCUCCAGUAGCGCUCACUUCACAAGCUCAGGGCAUGCCCGGCCCAGCAUGCAUUUGUAGUCUACUUGCUUUAGCUACUGUCAUGGAGUUUGCUAAAUAUUUUCAUAAAGAAACUGAUAAAACACACAGGUGCAAAAUCAAGGUGACUUACAAAGAUGAGGACCAAGAGCAAGAGAGGGAGUGCGGUGAUGUAAUGUCCACAACUAAAGAAUCAUUGUGGAAUCUGAAAAGACACAUAUCCUGAAAGCAUGAUGGUGUAGCCUACUUACUAUGUGCACAUGCUGAAAGAAAGGAACGAGGUGAGUGGCCAAUUAAGUCUGUCAUUGUAGCAAAGUAUUUAUAAACAAAAAAAUUGAUCUCUUAAAGUGUUCCUUCAUUUUGUUCUAUUAUCUAUACAAUAGGCCAUAGUUGAUUUUGGCCCAAUAGACCUGGCAUCUUCCAACUUUCAACCUUUCCCUUUUGAUUGGGCUAUUUUGCGUAAAAACCUUUAGGCCUACCUAUAGAAAAAAAACUCUGCAUCCCUGCCCAGCCUGGCAAGAGUGGCCAAAAGGGCGUUUAGCAUCCCCAGUGGCUCUGCAAACGUGAAGAGAAUAUUCUCUCCAGGCACCAUCGCAUAAGCCUGAAGCCACAGACUCUGGUCAAACUGGUGUUUCUAAAAAUGAAUUCAAAGGCACUGUAGACUAAGCCUAAUAAAUCAUUUUUUGUUUAAUUUGUAUUUAAUUCUAAGUAAGUCGCAGCCUAUAUGCGCAAUUUAUAGACUUUAAUGAUUUAAUACAACAAAAUGUUGUUUAAAUGCUGAGUGCUUUAUGUUCCUACCAGCCUAUUGUGUUACACUCGCAAAUGCUUCACAAUGUAUUUCUUUGUAGGCUAUAGCCUUGAAAUAAUUGAAAUAAUAUAGCCAAAAUAAUUCAUUUUCGUUCCUCUCUUAGGCUCCAUGUCUGGCUCCUGACAUAUUUAGAGUGUUUAUAUGCUGUUUAAUAUGACAUGUAGCCUAUUUGAAAUUAUGAGCUAUUCUUACAUUGACUUUUUCAUGUUUAUUCAAAUACUUUUCAUUAAAAUCAUAGGGUUUGGUUUCAAUAAUUCAAAACCAAAUGGUAGGUCCAAGAGCAGCAGCUCAACUCCGCUCACAUACUCUGGUAUACAGAGUGUGUGUCCAGUGCAGUGUGUAUAUGAAGAGUGUGUGUCCAGUACACUGCGUGUGUUGUCCUACAGUCCCUCCCGAUGACCCAGUGAUCGAGGGCUUUCCAGAGAUCCUGCUGAGAGCCAAUGUCUCCUAUAACCUGAGCUGUGUGUCCCACGGGGCCAAGCCACUGGCCAUCAUCGAGUGGAAACGGGACGGGGUGGCCCUGGAGGGAGCCUUCAGCACCACC